GCGCUCUUUUGUGGCGGAAGGAUCGUACUGCACACCGGUGUAAGGUUUCCGGUGUUAUGGCGACCACCGGCAACAUCUUCUCCUCAGUCUAGGAAAAACAGGGUGUACAUUCAGAGUGCUGUCAAGAGAGGCAAGUAUUUCACAUCUUGGUGUAAUUCUGACUAUGCUGCUCUUGGUAGCACUUGGCAUAGUUUUCUUCCCCUUUGUGGUCACCAUUGAGAAGGCUGAGAACAACAACCACAAACCACCAGCACCGCUAUUCAACUACAGCAGGAUCUCCCUGCCGUCUGAGCACAUACCCUACUUCCUCUCCAACAACAAGAGGGUCGCCAAGCAAUGCCGCCUGGACCCACUCUGCCCUUUUAAAGAUGCACUGAGGGAUCUGUCUGACUGUUGGGGUUAUGAGAAGAGCUGUGAUCCAAGGAAACGCUUUAGCUACCCUGUCUGUACCAAAGCUGACUCUGCAUGGGCCCGUUCACUGGAUGCAGCCCAGGAGCUUUUCUGGAAGCAGGCUGAUUUCGGCUAUGUCAAAGAGCGCCUCUCUGAGCUCAAAGCACUUUGCAAGGCCAGCAAGCCAGGGAGCUCAUCAUUAAAGUGCAGUAGUCACACAAGAUUUUGUAAAGCAACAAAUCUUUACUUGGACUUGCGGAAGCCACGCAGAAGUCAUGAGAGGUACAACGAGGACUUCAUUCAGACGGGUGAGAUUGGUGGACACUGCAGACUGAACAAGCGAGCACUUGCUGCCGAAGGCGAACACAAGAGCCCUUUGCAGUCUUGGUAUGCUGAGCUACAGACGUAUAAGGAGCUGGACUUCGAUCCCAUAGAGGAUGGACAUUGUGAUAUCAUAAUUGAUAAACCCACUGUUUUCAUGAAACUUGAUGCUGGGGUGAACAUGUACCACCAUUUCUGUGACUUUGUCAACCUCUACAUCUCCCAGCACAUAAACAACUCCUUCAGCUCAGAUAUAAACAUCAUCAUGUGGGACACGAGUUUUUAUGGCUAUGGAGAUCUGUUCAGUGAAACAUGGAAGGCCUUCUCAGAGUAUGACAUCAUCCAUCUGAAGGCAUAUGACUCAAAAAGAGUGUGUUUCAAAGAUGCCUUCUUCUCCCUUCUCCCGAGAAUGAGAUAUGGCCUUUUUUACAACACACCUCUUAUCUCAGAUUGCUCCAGUGAAGGAAUGUUUAGGGCAUUCUCUCAGCAUGUCCUCCAUCGGCUGAACAUCCUACAAGUAGGGCCAAAGGAGGGGCGUGUUCGUGUCACCCUGCUGGCACGCAGCACAGAAUACAGAAGAAUCCUAAACCAAGAGGAGCUGGUAAAUGCCCUCAAGACUGUGUCUUUACUGGAGGUCAGUGUGGUGGACUACAAAUACAAGGAUGUUCCCUUCCUGGAGCAGCUAAAGAUCACCCACAACUCUGACAUAUUUAUAGGAAUGCAUGGGGCUGGUCUCACACACCUCCUCUUCCUCCCUGACUGGGCUGUCAUCUUUGAGUUAUAUAACUGUCAGGAUGAGAGCUGCUAUCGAGAUUUGGCUCGGCUGCGGGGCAUUCGAUACGUGACUUGGCAGAAAAUGGACAAAGUGCUCCCACAGGACAAGGGUCACCAUCCCACCCUUGGAGACCAUCCAAAGUUUACCAACUACUCCUUUGAUGUGAGGGAGUUCAUGCGCCUCGUACUGGAAGCAGCCAAUUAUGUCACACACCAUCCAAAAUGGCAGCGUCGUGUUCUUCAUGAUGAACUCUAAAGUCCCUAUGAGUGGCAGCGGUGACACAGACAUCUGGCUGCUGAAACCUUGAACCUGCCUUUUGUCGUGAAGAAAAAGACCUCUUCACAUUGGCAGAGUCAUUUUCAAGGUAUUUUUUAAGAGUUACCUCGUUCACCGGUGAAUCUCUGUCACGGGGGUGGGUUCUUUGUCACCUUCUGUCCUCUCCUUUGUUAGGUCUGGAUGAGUGAAAGCAGUAUGGCGGAAGGCUGCAGUUUGAAUAGCUUUCACUAGCUCUAUUAGUGUCAAAUCAGUUGAAGGACUAGGCGUGUGCAGUUGAAGCAUCUGGAGAGUAAUAAGAUGGAUCCUAUGUUUCUUCAUUACCUCCACUGCGUCUACUUCAUUCCAUGUCGACAAAGCUAGCAAAUGAGCAGCUGUUACAGCGUUCCUUCACAUGCGACAUCUUGUCCCAUUUGAUCAGUGUCACAUUGAUGCGAGCCUCUUUAGAGCUGUUGACAAUCACACUUGAGUUUCUGAGCGCAGCCAACAUGAAUCAGUCAGACUUGAUGGGCAGUUUACACAUGCUGGAUUCACACACAUAUAGCUGCAAACAUACGCUUUCUUUGCAGUUAGUAUGACAUAUUGAAAUCAUGUGGUUUGGAGUUAUACACAUCAAAAACACCUAUAACUUUAAAGCAUAAGGGACAGAAAGUAAGUGAGUCACCCCUACUCCUUUUUUAAAUCAGUAUUAGUGUUAUUAUGUGUUCAAAUACACUAAUACCUUUAAACACACUAAUAGUACUGUGAAACAUGCCCUCGAUCAUGUGUAAGUUAAAUUGAACACUCCAAACAUAAUGACAGUAUUUUUACAUUUGUUAGCUGGAUAUAAAUAAUAUUUAACAGGCUUUUUAUACAUUUUACUGUUACAUCUUUAUUUAAUGUUUACAAGGUUUUCUUCCAUUUGUCACAUUUAAUAUUUAAACAUAUUUCAUGCUGGUUUGAUGGAAUACCUUUUGAUACCUGUUUUAUUAUAAAGUCCUUUGCCUUUUACCAAAGGAAAUGUCAGUGUCAGUAUGGUGGAAUAACGAGGGUGCUGCUAUUAUCUAUUACCUUUCCUGAAACCUUUUUAACGAUGUUUGUGGAGUAUUUCACAAUAAAUUUGUCGAAAGGGAAUGAGCACAACUUGCGUGCAUGCUUACGCAAUGCACAGGAGUAUUUUCAGCAAUGAGAAGAUCAUUUUCGUCUUUCUUUGCCUCUCUGUGAGCUUGAUGUUUUAUUUAUCGAUGAAACCGUGUCGAACUGAGUCAGACUUUUUUGGUCAAGGCUUUGCACAACUUGUAGGUGAUUUCAUAUUCAAAAGCUGUGUAAUAUUUUGAAAUAAAUAAUUCUACAAAAUG
Acanthochromis polyacanthus (spiny chromis) is the source of this 3096-nucleotide messenger RNA. It is a transcript of the gene eogt, whose product is annotated as EGF domain-specific O-linked N-acetylglucosamine (GlcNAc) transferase. Gene Ontology annotation, molecular function: protein N-acetylglucosaminyltransferase activity. The record is from RefSeq and is a predicted model, not a curated record. NCBI's taxonomy places the organism in Eukaryota, Metazoa, Chordata, Actinopteri, Pomacentridae. Bases 164 to 1741 code for a protein of 525 amino acids. Gene Ontology annotation, cellular component: endoplasmic reticulum lumen. The transcript has 16 exons.